AUGAUCAUGACAUUUGAGGAUGUGGCUGUGGACUUCACCCAAGAAGAGUGGCAGCAGCUGGACCUUGCUCAGAAGACCCUACACAGGGAUGUGAUGCUGGAGAUCUGCAGCCACCUAGUCUCUGUGGGGUGUUCAGAUAUAAAACCAGAUAUAAUCUCCAAGCUGGAACAUGGAGAAGACAAGUGGAUCAUAGAGAGUGAGUUGUCAAGGUGGAUCUACUCAGAUUCACUGACUUGUAAUAGGAGCUAUUCAAGAAAGAGCCACACUGAGAGAUUUGGAUGUGGGAGACCACCUAACUAUAGUGCUUCUUGUUCUGUGCCUGAGAAAAUUCACAUUGGAAUGAAAUCCCAUGGACAUAGUCAGUGUGAAAAAGUUCUCAAUCGUAAGCAAGCCCAUAUUCAGUAUAAGAAAGUUCAAGCUAGGGAGAAGCCCAUUUGCAGUGUGUGUGGGAAGAGCUUUAUUAAGAAGUCACAGCUCAUUAUACAUCAAAGAAUUCAUUUUGGAGAGAUACCGUAUGUAGGUGGAGAUUGUGGAAAAGCCUUCAGUGAGAAAUCACACCUCAUUGUGCAUCAGAGGAUUCAUACUGGGGAAAAACCCUAUGAAUGUACCGAGUAUGGAAGAUCUUUCUCCCAGAAGUCACCCUUCAUUGUUCAUCAGAGAGUCCACACUGGAGAGAAACCUUAUGAAUGUUUUGAGUGUCAAAAAGCCUUCUCCCAAACGUCACAUCUCAUUAUACAUCAGCAGGUUCAUACUAGAGAGAAGCUCUUUGAAUGCAGUGAAUGUGGAAAAGCCUUCGGUGAGAAGUCUCACCUUUUUAUACACCAGAUGACUCAUACUGGGGAGAAACCCUAUGAGUGUACUGAAUGUAAGAAGACCUUCCCUCGGAAAACACAACUCAUCAUCCAUCAGAGAACGCAUACUGGAGAGAAACCCUGUAAGUGUAGUGAGUGUGGCAAAACCUUUUGCCAGCAGUCCCACCUCAUAGGACAUCAAAGAAUUCAUUCAGGAGAGAAACCUUAUAUAUGUACAGAAUGUGGGAAAGCAUUCUCUCAGAAAUCACCUCUUCUUAUACGCCAGAGAAUUCAUACGGGGCAGAAACCAAAUGAGUGUAGUGAAUGUGGCAAAACUUUCUCCCAGAUAUCACCCCUCAUUAUUCAUCAGAGAAUUCAUACAGAGGAGAAACCCUACGAGUGUACUGAGUGUGGAAAGGCCUUUUCCCUGAAGUCACAUCUCACUAUCCAUCAGAGAGCUCAUACUGGAGAGAAACCUUAUGAAUGUAAUGAAUGUGGGAAGGCCUUCUGUGAGAAGUCUCCCCUAGUUGUACAUCAGAGAACCCAUACUAAGGAGACUGAAUCUGCUGAUUAUGGGAUAAGCUUUUCCUGGAAAUCACAGAUGAUCACAUAUCAGAGAACACACAUGGAGGAGAAACCCUCCAAAUGCAGUGACUGUGGGAAGGUCUUCUGCCAGCAUAUACACCUCACUGGACAUCAGAACCACAUAGGUGAGGAACCUUAUACACGUACUGAUUGUAGGAAGGUACCCCCGCCUCAGAAAUCAGACCUCAUUAUGCAUGGGAAAACUCACACUGAACAGAAAUCCUAUGGGUAUGUUGGACAUGAAAAAUGUGGCACCUUCUUAACUGUAGAAGAGACUCAUAUGCUCCCAAGUAUAUCUGAUUAUGCCUCCACAGAAUAG
Molecule: messenger RNA, 1695 nt
Organism: Vicugna pacos (alpaca)
Lineage: Eukaryota; Metazoa; Chordata; Mammalia; Artiodactyla; Camelidae
Source: RefSeq, a predicted model, not a curated record